CAAUGGAACCCUGUUUUUGAUGAAGUUUCCAUGUCGAAUAGGCCUCUCAAGAAAGUCAAAAGCCCUGAACGGAACCAAGACAACCCCUUCAACUCUUCUUCAUUACCUCAGCAGCCAGCUCCACAGCCUCCAAUGGCUUUUCCAUCUCCUUAUACCGGUCCUGUUUUUCCAUUCUCAUUGGAAAAUCCAUCGAGCUCUGCUCCAUUGCUUCGACCACCACCGCACCAGAAUCAGCAGCAGAUGAUAUCCUUCGCUCCACCUUACCCAAACCAGCACAUGAACUUUGCCUUCCCGCCGUAUUUUGCAGGGGAGGCAGCGUCGUCGCCGCCGUCUCAGCUUCAGCAGCAGCAGUUGCUUCAGUACUGGAGCGACGCAUUGAACUUGAGCCCAAGAGGUAGGAUGAUGAUGAUCAACAAGUUGGGGCAGAGUGGGAAGCCCUGGUUCAGGCCUUCGAUACCGCCUCUUUCGGCUACAAAGCUUUACAGAGGAGUGCGACAGAGACACUGGGGCAAAUGGGUCGCCGAGAUUCGUCUCCCUAGAAACAGAACCCGUCUCUGGCUCGGCACUUUCGACACUGCCGAAGAAGCUGCCCUGGCCUACGACCGCGAGGCGUUCAAGUUGAGAGGAGAGAACGCAAGGCUGAAUUUUCCCGAGGUCUUCAUUGGUAAAGACAAAGAGGCAAAGGCGUCGUCCCCUUCGAUGUCGCAGGACAACAUAGAGUCCUCCGCGGGGCCGGUCCCUAAGCCCCCGGCUACUGGAGAAAGCGUGAACUUGCCGGGUUCUGAUAAGAAUCCUGAUGCAAAUUUAGGAUUUGAGGCGAGUGAGGCAACGGAAACUGAUCAAGUUCAAGGCAAUGUGGAUAGUUCGGGCGGAGGAGAAGGCGCUUCGCCAUCUUCUGAAUUGGUGUGGGGUGAUAUGUCGGAGGCCUGGUUCAAUGCGAUACCGGCAGGCUGGGGUCCGGGGAGCCCUGUUUGGGAUGAUUUGGAUGCCAACAACAAUUUGUUGCUGCCCCCUAAUCUUCCCUUUAAUCAACAAGACUCGCAGCAUGAUUCUCCUUCUCAGAAGCAGAACGAUAAUUGCUCACCAUCGUCAUCAUCAUAUGGCAGACCCUUCUUUUGGAAGGAUCAGGACUGAAUGAUUCAACGGCAAGAAAGCUCCAUCAGGAUUAAACUCUCUCUCUCUCUCUCUCUCUCUCUCACACACACACACACACACACACUGUCUCUCUCUCUCUCUCUCUUACAGACCACAACCCACGACCAUAGAUUCUUUUCCAGGUAGCAGACAUUUCACUAUGUCUCUGCAAGUCCUUAGUUUCUUGGUUUUUUCACUUUGAUUUCGUUUUCUUCUUAUAGGAAUUCCAGCCCGUCUUCCUCCCUCCCUCUCUCUCUCAUCUCUCUAGAAUUCCUCAUUGGUUGCACGUUUUUCUGAUAUCAGCCUUUGAGUUUCUUUGGGAGAAGUUUAUCAGCUGCAGAAGGCUGCAUAUUUUAGGCCAACUGCAUGGAAAUUCACAGCUUCACUUCAUGUAAUUACAUCACUAGCUUUACUUUGAUGUUUGUCAGCAUAUCAUGAAUCCUCCUCAUCAUCAUCACAUGUAGGUAGGAGUUUGAUCAUCACAGACGGAGACGGUUUUGUGUUCUCCUUCUUAGUGAACAUCCAUCACUCGAUCUGUCUUUUUGUUUUUCCCGAUCUGAUGGAAUAGAAGAAGACUUUUGUAUAAUUUGAUGUUCGCUAUAUUUGAUAGUUGUGCAACUUUUCUUUC
Molecule: messenger RNA, 1762 nt
Organism: Sesamum indicum (sesame)
Lineage: Eukaryota; Viridiplantae; Streptophyta; Magnoliopsida; Lamiales; Pedaliaceae
Product: ethylene-responsive transcription factor ERF054-like
Biological process (GO): regulation of DNA-templated transcription
Cellular component (GO): nucleus
Molecular function (GO): DNA-binding transcription factor activity; DNA binding
Source: RefSeq, a predicted model, not a curated record